GUCCGUAAAUAAGAGGUGAGGCGGGCAUUACAUAACCCCCUGUGUCGCAUAUUUGGUUUCUUGUUGAUAAAAAAUUAAUUCGAGUUGACUCGGAUUAUCGUAGAGAUCUGAAAAUGCAAAAUGUUUAAACUUUCGGCACGUCAAGCCUUUCUCGGAUCCUCCGUAACCCGUGGAGCUAUCAUCAUGCCGCUUCGUCUCACUUAAGAAAGUGAUUGAUGAAGAAUCCGCCAUGAAGAGGCGAAGGAUCCACGGUUCCGAGACUGCAUCGUAAUGGCAUUCAUAUUUACGUAGCGUGGCGAAAUCGCCGUGUGCCGCCGGUCGUGCGCCCCUUAGAAGCGGGGUGCAGCGCGGGGCGCACGGUCGUGUUCCACGCGCUGCGUCAUGCCAGCGUGACCGCGACGACUACGACGACGGUGUCGCCUUGCGUCCUGGUCGGCCAAGUGACGACGGCCGCGGGUCUUGCCCGAGAAAUGACUCAGAGGCACCGCGCUCCGUCUACGCUCCGGCGGCGGCGACGGGGUGAUUGCGAGGGGGUGGAUGCCGCGGAGCAACGUCGCCACGCCGCGCCGCACCACAGCUAGGCACAUCACACCGCGCGGCGCAAGGGCCGGCGCGGCGGUCAAAGGGGGUGGAAACGUGGCACGGCCGUAUUGCGCAGAACGCCGGCGCUCUGGCGUCGCGACGACCCUCGUCGGGGUGAGUCAGGCCGGUCGUUGCUUGGUUGCCCGCGCCUUUCCGCCACGGUACGCGGCACAAUCGCACGGUGCACGAUACGGCGCGACGGCGCGAGCGCGCGAUCGUCGGUCCCACCAUCUCUCGCCUACGUCCGGAGUGCGCCUCCGUUGUCGGAUCCUGGAAUCGCGCGCGCCAAACCCUUCGCGAUCGGGCGAGGGAGUCUGGACGCGCCGGCGGCGUGCCGCUCUGAGCGACCACGACGACGACGACGACGACGACGACGACGACGACGACGAGGGCCGCUAGAUCGCGAGAGGCGCGGGGGGGAUCCACGCGGCCGGAGGACAGAGCGAUAGAGAGGGAGAGACAGAGAGGAAGAGAGCUACGGGCAAGUCAGGUUCCGUGGCGGCGACUAUGCGCGUCAUCGAUCGCGCGCGCCUCCGCGAUCGGCCGGAGAUGUGAUACCGGAAGUAGGCCAGGCAGGGUUGACCUGCGUGGGCGUGCAGGUACGCCACGUACGUGCUAACGUGCGUGCGUGCCGUGCAUAGGCCGCAGGUGUGCUGCGCGGGCCCGCGGGGGGGCCAGCAGUCGUAGAGAUGAGCGUCGCCGCGACCAUCUGCCCGUCGCCGACGUACCCGACGUCAGGGACCAACCCCUGCUGCACCACCACCACCGCCGCCGUGCGGCUGCUCUGCGUCGUCCUGGUCUCCUCCUGGAUUAUCCUCGACCAGCCGGCCCUGGGUCUGCCGGGUCCGUCGGAGCUCACGACCGCGAAAGGUCUAUCCGGUAGGGGCAAGAAAAAAUUUGGCGACGACUGUCAGGACGACAAAGAGUGCGGCUUCGAUGGUUCCUAUUGCGAACCGAAGAAGAAGUGCGGUUGCAAGGAAGAAUUUGAGGCUACGAACCAUAUCGACAAGUGCGGGCACGCGGCGAAUGUGAACGAGUCCUGUUUUUUCCGCGAGCAAUGCGAGGCACGGGUGAGCCAAACGGAAUGUCGCGACGGCCGAUGCAUCUGUCUCUUCGAGAUGAUCCCGGUGGCGCAGACGAACGGUGGAAUAACCUGCGUAGCCGAGGUCAAAGAGACACCCAGCCUCCGGUACAUCGAUCCGGCAAUGAUCGGCGUUCUCGUUGGCAUGGCACUGAUGUUUGUCAUCAUUUGCGUCGUUCUUAGACUCUUCAGCAAGGCCCGCUGGCGAGAGAACCGCACUAUCUUUAAUACACCCAACGCCCGACUAAUGAACGUCUCGCUGCUGAGAGAGAACAAACUCUUACACGCUGAGAGACGCGGUUCGAGGGCGAGCGUACGAGCUCCGUCGAGACAGCCUUCAAUGGUGUCCUUGAGGGCCCACUCGCCGACCGCCUCGCAAGGUGCGAAACACUCUCACCACUCACAGCACAGAAUGAGCCGGUCACGCACAGGAUCGCGACGUGGGAGCCACAACAGCAGCGGGAACGCCUCGGCCGCCUCGGUGAAAUCUAACAAAUCUCCGAAUCAUACGAACAACGUCACCGACCCGGUCCUGGAGAGCGUCACCGUCGAGAUUCUCGACGCGAAGGCAUAAGAUAGGACCACCCACCUUUAGCACAAACGAUUCCGAUCGAAAACACAAACACACACACACACACACACACACAUUUCCGUUUUAUCACUAGUCCCGCGUAGAUUAACGCGCGGCGCUACAUCGCAUAGAUCGCCGUCCGUGAAUAAAUCUCCAAUCCGCGUACAUAAAUUGGCCAGGCUCGGUCUCCAAGUUUCCGUUCAGCGGCUGAGGGACGAAAAUUUAACGUUCGAUAAUGCAAAUGUCAUUGGUAAAUACUUCGCCUAGAUAAAUCGCGACGUGAACGCCGACGACUCGUGUCCGAUGUCGGGAUCUCGGCGAGGCCGAGGUGAUAAAUUAUCAGUAAUUGGGGAUCGCCUAAGUACCUAUUGCCGCUGCGUUUCAACGGUAGCAGGAGAACCAUCCGAUUAGAUUAAUCGCGGAGGGGGUCUUUUCAGCGUGUCUCUCUUUUGAUAUAAUUCGAUAUUCCUCUACGUAUCUAGUGGAGCACGAUUGAGUGACGAUCAACGGGAUAUCCGUUUCCGUUCAAUCUCUCUUAUUUGCUGAUAGGACUCGCUGAAUCGGGAAGCCGUCUCAGAAGUAGGAAAGAAAUGUAGCUUAUUACAAGAUAGGACGUAAACUGUCAGUAAUGGAACGCCUACCAUGCCGUUUUUAGCGAUAGCAGCUGUGACUAGAACCUGAACGAUUAGCGAUCGCACGGCUACAUCAGGUAUGGAUCAAUUGUCCGUCUUAGCACGGGACGCUGACGAGAACGUUUUCAAGAACAGGGAAUCGUUUACCAGCGACGCGCGCGACUCGAUACAAUAUCGUACAAGAUAUUUCGGGGAGAGACUCGGCUCCGUUUGAAGAACACCGCGAGAACGGAGCGAGAAUAGUCGCUCGUUUCUCUUCACACCGCGACAACGUGACUCUGUGUUGCUCGCCCGACUAUUCGAUGCGGUUUCUCGCCCGUUCGCCACGUGAUGGCUGUUUCAAUCGUUUCGGGAACCAAAGCGCGCCAACGUGACAAUUGCGGCGAUGGACAAUUAUCGGAACACACACGCGCACGCCUUUCGGACCAAAGCGGUUUUACCACCGCGCAUUCGGUCGUUCCGUUUAACGCGAAUGCACGUGACGCACGUAACGCGUAAUUGGUACCGUCGUAAAUCGUACGGAGAACGCGGUGCGCGCGCCCGCGGAACAUCCCGCGGGGGACCAAUCGGGAGGAAACGCAACGUAACGUAGAUUGUGAGGCGCGGCGAUUGACUGAAUUGUCGGUUCGCGUAUACAGCAGCCAGCUCUCGUUACUAUUAAAAGAAAAGUACAAGCGGCGAUAGUUUCCCUUCAGAAUUCACGAUGUAGAUCACAUUAGGGAUCGAAGCGAGGACAAGUCAUUCGUACCCAAGGAAAAAUGAAAGGUCAAGACGACGUCAAUUUGAUGUCGUAUUGACGAAAAUGUGACAUAAAUUUGGUCAACAUGACGUCAAAUUGACGUCGUCUUGGCUAUUCAUUUUCCUCGGGUAGUGUCGACGCGAUUGAUCGGUAUCAUCGAUCAGACGCGCAUGCCUUUUCCCUGAAAGUUUUUUUUCGGUGUGCGUCGAGACGCGGCGGGGGCGACGAUCGCGGGAUCGACGGUCGAUCUACCCCACGUCCGAGGGCGACUCGCCGCGGCCCGAUUGACUCGCGACAAGCCAACGCGAAUGGGACCAGAGGAGAGCGCGACGCACGUUUUCGGGGAUGCGGAACUGAGUGCGAGGUGCGUUGCCGGAUUCGCGCUAGGACGGUGCCACGCGGCGAUGAUCAGUCGAGAGUGGAUCUGACGAAAUGUUAAGCCACAUACAAUCGUAAGCGUAGCACUGAACAAUAAUCGUAUCAAUGAAAUAGAAUUAAUCGGAGCACGAGUAGAUGACAUUUCCCCCCCGAGAUGCGCGUAGGUGUCUCGUAGAACGAAAAAAAGGGAGAGUAAAAAUUGUCCGUUGCAAUUAGAGGAGUUUUCAGGUUGCAAAGUUUUUCUUGCCCCCCUCUCUUUGUUUCUCUUUCUCUCUCUCUGGUUUAGAGAGUUUUUUGUUAUUACACCUGCAUCAAAUAUUGGCAGACUAAACUGAGGUGCUUUGGAAAGAAGAAAAAAAAUGAGAGAAACAGUUCCUUUUGAAAAAGUAUGUAUCUGAUAUCGUUAGAGAACCAAUAGGCACACAUGUUUCUAGUUUAUCUCGUAUAUAUAUGUUGCGACGACGUUUGACGCCCAGAAUUAAUAUUCACGCGACAGAAUCGUCUCUUCUCGCAGCCAAACUUAUCCCUAACGCCGAGCUCGGCGGUAAUUAAACACGACCGGAGUUGGAAGUUUCGCGUUCGCGUAUUGGCAAUAAAUUCGAUUCGUUGAACAAGGCAGGUGGAAGUGUACAUCGAGCUCGAUGUUGAUAUCGCGAUAUCGGCGAGGGGAAGCAAGAAGCAAGAGAAAGGGGGGUUGAAGCGACAAAGAAUGUAUACUAAGAGACAUAAUUCCUUAAGAAAGAGUCAAAAAUGAAUCUCUAGUUCGUAGCGGUCCAAAGAGUACGCAUAUAAUCCACAACAAGUUCUAAGAUUUAGAGUUAAGUAUCGUAGGAUCAGAUGGGAACGUUGCUAAUUAUAUCAUAAGCUUUGUCCUUCAUUAUCGCUUUCGCCUCCUACAACUCCUCUCUUCUCUGCGACACGCGUCUCAAAAUUCCAGUCGGAUUUUGCCCACGCGACAUAUCUCUCGCUAGAAAAAUGCUUUCGACUCGCUUUGUUCAAAAGGGAAAAAAAAAACAUACAUUAUACCGGCGAAUGUUGCGUGUGUACUCGUCAAGUCCAACGGAGGUCCGUUGGACUCUUAUGUACGUCCGGCGUUACGUGAAAACGAAAAAAAAAGAAUCUCUUUGCGUAGAGCGACCAAGAAGCGCGAUUAUACACGAGUUUCGACACAAAACACUUUAUACGAAUAUCCUUGAUCGCACAAGAGUAUCUCGUAAGCUUGCAAUGUCCGUACAUGCGAUAGAAUUGUGAAGGCAGACGAGCAAUCGGAAGCCCAGUACGAUUGUGUCUCAACAAUUUAGUGCCUGCGCUGUCGCGUUCCUAGAGAUAGAUCUAAAUUUAUCGACCAUUUACUACGCGAGUAAACAGAAUAUAUAAAACAUACAUACACAUAUAUAUAUUAUUAAAUAAAUAAAUAUAUAUAUAUACAUUUACAUGCACGUAUCGUGCGAGAGAGAAUCUAUGAAAUAUAUUGAUAAAUGCGUAUAUACACGAUUAUUUAUGAAAGCUUGGCACUAUCUGCACUGUCUGUAGAUUACUUCUGUAAUGCCUAGCAACUGUCUCCACUCUGUGAUCCGUGUGCAAUACGUAGCUGCGAUUAUCCUCGCGAGCAUUAUCGUGAUUGUAUCGUUACCGUCGCUGUUGCCGCCGUUAUUAUUAUUGUCAUCAUUGUAGUUGCUGUUGGAAUCGCUCCUGCGCGGAGCGUCGUGCGAAACGACUCGCUUAGGAUAUUACCGCCCCGCACCUGACAUCGUCCGCGUUUAAAUUCGUCACUUUCGCGCCAUGCAUCCCACGUGACCAUCCGCGCGCGCGCGCGCGUUUCGAAGAGGAAGGCGCCGUUAUCACCGAUAGUGUACCUUUAACGCACCGCGGGACUCGCUGUAAGGGCCGUCGCACACAAAAUUGCAUAGCUGCAUAGCACAAGACUGUCUAGACCAAUAAGCAUGAGCGACUCAAUGCUCGAUGCUUAUUGGUCUAGACGGUCUUCUGCUGUGCAUAUGCAUUCUGUGUGCGAUGGCCCUACGGCUGAGUGUAAAGGCCUGCGUCCACGAUACUGGGACUUGGUCCAGGUGUAGCCAAUCAACUUUCCAGCGAGAGAUGACUCGUCGAAACGGUGUCGAAUCGACAUCGACGCUGUUAAAUUGACGUGGACUCGACGUCGUUCCGACAUCGAUCGACGAGUCACUUCUCCCGUUGGGGUGCGGCUACUCCGCAAAAGUCGAAUCGGCCGCGCGUUUCUCGGAACUAGAACUUGAACCAGGUUCUGGCAUCGUGGACACAGGCCUUAAGGGAUGCGUGCGCGAUGGCCAUAAUCUAAUAUGAUAGGCGGCCGGAAUGAAUAUAAUUGUACUUCUGAGUAAGAAUCUAGCGUAAGAGCGGUCGUUACCGUUUUGGAGUCGCCGUCGCGAAAUCGGGACGACCCGGAAACGAAAUUCGGGGAAGGUUUCCGUUCCGGGCUCGCGCGAUUUCCGGGGCGCGCGACGUCCUUCUUCUAGAGUAUUAUGUAAUAAGUCUAAAGAGAGAGAAUUAAUAAGCACACUUGUGUCAUCACGGUCCAGCGAUCGCGCAAAAUGAAUCUGCACAAAAUCUAUAAGUGGAUUUCUCGAGCUUGAGAAUAAUUAUCUCUAGGGUAGCUGACGCUUCGACGAUGCGGAUAUACACACACAUAUAUAUAUAUAUAUAUAUAUAUAUAUAUAUACACGAUAUUCUAAGUAUACUUUAAUCCGAUAUCACUUGUCAAGAGUAUAUUCGCGAGCGAGUUUCGCGCGCACAGAUCUUUUUCUCCGCCCUUGAACCACGAAAGAAGCGAAAGGAAACGGACGAAAGGGAGGGAGCAAAAGAAGGAACAAGCAGAGUGCCUAUUCUUUAUCUCGAAGACGCUCGCUCACUUUUGUAAUUCUCUAAUUCUAACGUGUAAGGAAUUAAGUAACACUUUUUGCACACUCUACUCUACUCCUUAGAGGCUCGAUGAUAACACGGGUGAAAAGGAAGAACGACAUUUCCUAGCGCUAGACACUUUGUAACGUCGUAAAGUGAUUUUCCUUAUUCUUUGACGGAUCGACUUUGCGCGACGAUAAACGAGCAACGUGUAAUUAUACACGGCGCUCUCUUGUUAGGACUAAUUUCGUUUUAUACACAGUGCGUGUCUCAAGGUUUAUAAUCAAGCAGUUUUCGACUUUAAUCAUCAGCUCCCGAGCAUUGUUAUUCGCUGAGCAAUUUGCAAACGGGAGAAUAGGCUCUAGCGAGUACGCAGCUAAAAAGAGUUUUCUCGCAUUGCGCAUUAUCGCGUGCCAAACCGACUCACUGCGCUAACAUUAAUCGACGGACUCGUGACCGCCGAGGCGGUCGCGAUUCAUCCAACGACCAAAUUAAUCGCAAUGACGACUGUAGAUUAGAAAGGUCGAGAUUUUCUUCAUAUCGUAAUGAGGAAUAAAUGAACGCAAGGGGAAACGAUGCCGUUGAUCCAAAUAUGGGGAAGUGUUUGGAUCUCAUCGCUCGUUUCCCCUCCCUUAAAAAAAAUAUAUAUUUCACAGAAAGUUUUGAAUACGAAAGAAAUUUCAAACUAUGCAAUUAAUCUACUAUUGUUCAUUGACCAACGUAGUCGCGAUUAGGGAAAAGCUAUUGACUAUCGUAGAAAAGACGAGGAAUUAGCUUCUAACUAGAACGUACGGCGAAAGUCGGAGAACUUCAGGAUAACGUCUCUCUUUCUCCAUUUGAUAUCGAUUAGUUUCGACUUGCAAUUAGUAUCCCGCGAGAUAACGCGGGUGUGCACUGGGGAUCCCGAAAUUGCAGACGUUCACCGUCAAUGAUUCCCGUUCCGCGAGGAACGGCGACGGAUAAUCAAUGCAGUUGGUACAAAUGACGAUUAUUUCGACGACGAGCAAGCGCGAUUGUAUUUUUCAACGAUGUCGGGAGAACCGAACCUUCAUCGAGUACCGUGCGAGCAAUUGUAAUUAUAAUUUACCCCUAAUGGACUUUUGAGUGUAACUUCGAACUCAGCACGAACAUAUUGUCACCCAAAAACGUACUCCUACUUCACACCGUGAACGUUUAUUGCCGCGCGAUAUUACUAUAUCUUGUAAGCCGACGAAGUUAAGUCGUUUCUUCUUACAUGUAACCAGCGAUAAGAUUUAAUCUAAGCGCUAAAACUGCUUGCUCUCGCGAGACUAUGCGGUGGUAUAUUAAUUGAUAUUAUUAAGCUUCUGCGGAUUGCUAAAGUUCGUCGUAUAUAUACGUAUAUAUCUUCAAUUUUAUGCUUUGCAUUUAUUAUUAUUCACGAGAUAGACGGAACUACUUCUGUCUGUCUUACCGUUGCUCGAGUAGCAGAUCGUCAACGGUACUCACGACACAUUGUGAUCUGAUAAUAGGAUAUAAAUUUUCAAUAAUACGCGU
Molecule: messenger RNA, 8375 nt
Organism: Vollenhovia emeryi
Lineage: Eukaryota; Metazoa; Arthropoda; Insecta; Hymenoptera; Formicidae
Gene: jus
Exons: 6
Coding region: 1272-2237 (321 amino acids)
Source: RefSeq, a predicted model, not a curated record